Anopheles bellator is the source of this 4373-nucleotide messenger RNA. RefSeq names its product RNA-binding protein 10-like. NCBI's taxonomy places the organism in Eukaryota, Metazoa, Arthropoda, Insecta, Diptera, Culicidae. The record is from RefSeq and is a predicted model, not a curated record. Gene Ontology annotation, cellular component: nucleus. The transcript is spliced from 11 exons. Gene Ontology annotation, molecular function: RNA binding. Gene Ontology annotation, biological process: mRNA splicing, via spliceosome. The coding region runs from base 1 to 3129 and encodes 1042 amino acids.
AUGGAUUUCUCACCGAGCCCAGACAGUGAUACUUCUGGCUACUAUAGAAAUCGCAGCCGACGUGAUGAGCGUGACCGGGGGAAUCGAGGAAGAUCGAAGGAACGCUUCCGCAACAAUAGUCGCUACAGCCGCAGUCGCUCUCGAUCGUACAGCAGGGAACGUUACAGCUCGCGCCAGCGGAGCAAUGAAAGAGAUCUUUACAGAGAUGAAAACGAUCCAGAGUAUGAUGAUGGAGGCUGGGAAAGAGAACGCUACAGACCUCGCAGCCGAGAACGGGAUCGAGAAAGACGAUCACGCGAACGGUAUCGCGAUCGAAGAGAUCGCGAGAAGGGGAGUCGUCGCGGAGGAUAUUCUCCCAGCUCUUUGGAUGAUGGAGACAAUUUCGACAGCGAUAAUGAGUACAUGUAUGAAACCACGCCCAACAAUAAUAUCAUUAUUCGCGGGUUAGCCCCGCAAGUGACCGAAGCAGACAUCAUAAGCGAUCUCAUUCAGUGCGGUUUGCAGGCACUCCAUGUGAGGCUGAUUCGCAGGAAAAAGACAGGUGAAUCGAGAGGGUUCGCAUUUGUCGAGUUUCGCACAGAAGAGGAAGCAACUCGGUGGAUAUGUUACAAACAGGGUGUGUUGGUGUUCAACGGAUAUCAUGCCGUCAUGCAGUACACCUUUUCGAUGCCCUCGAAAAUGCAUACGGACUGGUAUUGUGCAAAGUGCUACGCGUUCAAUUUUAAACGAAGGGAAAACUGUUUCAAGUGUCACGUUUCCCGCAAAGGUAGUGAAAUCGGGGGCGAUGGAAGCGACGAGAUGAGCAACAUUCUAACGAAAAAGAUUAUGCUUCGCAAUCUGGACGUGCUGACGAACGAGGAGAGCGUGCUGGGCGUGAUGCAGAAGUGUUUGCCCGCCGAGCUGGUCGCCAAGAUCUCGAAGGUGGUCGUCUGCCGCGAUCCGCUAACGUCAAUUUCGCGCGGUAUGUGCUAUCUGCACUUUGAAAAUCUGGUGGACUCGAUGAACACGCAUAACGCGCUGAAAGAGUUGGAUCCACAGCUGUCGAUCGAUAGCCGGGACGUCAUUAUCUCAUACUGCAUGGACACGGAGAAUCGUAAUCUGAUCAAAUCGAAUCAGCCCGGUCAUCCACACCACCGCGACGCCAAUCACCGUAGUGGAAACAAUAGUGCCGGAGCAACAGGGCAUGGAGAGCACCAGCACCAUCAGUCCGGCGGCAGUUACUAUCAUGGUAGCCAUCGUGCUGACGGCGGUGCUGGUUAUGAUCGCAGUGGCUACGGCAACAGACAUAACGUGCACGAAAUGAAUAAGAAUACCGGAAGUGGAAAUUCCACUGGCGGUAGUGGUGGUCGAAGUAACUACCAACAGCAUUCUGGUGCUCCAUCAUUCAACGCAACUGUGGCCGGAUCCGCUUCGUCGCAGACGACUACUUCGGCGGAUGCAGAUUUACCUGGCAACUAUACCCUCGCCGACGUUCCUCGCCUAGCAGAGUACAGUGCAUCGAUGUAUGCGUCGAAUGCUGCCGAACAUGAGUAUUAUCUGCAGUACUACAAAGAGUACUACACGUCAAAGCUGUCACAGACGUUGACACCAAGCCAAGGCCUUCCAACGGGGCCCGUGUCUUCCUCAGGUGGGAGUGAGACGGCCAACAAUGGUGCUGCCGUGGCACAGUCGGCCAUAGCUCGCAAGCAAGCGGGGGGUGCUGGUAAAGGGCCAAAGGCGGAUGGUUUCGGUGUGGGUUUGGUUAGCGGCACAAAUCAAACGAUCCUUCAGUUACCGGUCCCGAAUGGAGUGGAUGGCCGAAAGUACCCGGAUCCCGACACCUCGGUCUAUCAAUAUGACGAAACAUCAGGUUUCUACUACGAUCCUACUACUGGUCUUUACUACGAUGCCAACUCACAGUACUAUUACAACCGUGACACUAGUUCCUACCUGUACUGGGACCCGACCAACCACACAUACGUAUCCGCCCCAUCGUCGAGUGCGAGCGCCGCUGCCGACACUACAAACGUCACCAUAGGGCCAUCGUUACCACCACGGACAGUAAUUGGCCCAUCUGCUGGGGCAGUGGCUCCUACUACCGAAGGCUCUGAUAAGAAUACGGAAAAGGUGAAAAUGAAAGACCAACCACCGCAGGAUAAGGUGAAAGUUGCCAAGAAAAUCGUCAAGGACAUGGAAAAAUGGGCGAAGCAGCUUAAUCAAAAGAAGGACUACAGUGUCAUACAGCCGCCGGCGCGUAUCGAAGAGGCCACUCUUUAUUCCUCACUCGGUCCAUCGAAACCACUGCAAGAGCCGCUCGGUAGCGGAGGCUAUGCCGACGUCGGGUUUUCGCUACUUGAGAAAAAGGACCGCGUUUCUGGUACAACCGGUGCAGGUGCUGCCAGCGGAUCGGUUGCCGGUUCCGGCACUGGUUAUAGUAGCAAAUCUACAGUGACGGCUAGUAGAGCCAUGGCCGGUUCGGCUACUUAUGGCGGAGGUUCCGAUUCGGAUCAGGAGCUUGGAGACGGCGAUGGUGGUGGGUCCAGUGAGCAGGACUUGGUAGAUUUCGAUAAGCUCACGUGCUUGCUGUGCAAGCGUGCAUUCCAAUCACAAGAAAUUUUGAUGAAGCAUUUAAAAAUGUCCGCCCUACACAAAGAAAAUCUCAAGAAACUAAACCUAGCUGGUGGCGGUGGUAUAGGUGGCGGCGGAGGUGGUGGUGGCAGCAGUGACGGAGGUUCCGGUGGAACAAGCACCAGUUUGCAGCAGUAUCGCGAUCGUGCCAAGGAGCGACGAGCCAAGUACGGUGAAGAUGAUGCCCCACCGGUUAAUCGCAGCAAAGAGCGCUUCCAGCGAGAGAUCGAGAAGCAGAGCCAGUCGUCAUUUCAGCAGACCACAUCCUCGUCGCUCCCAAUCAGCCAAAACAAUGUUGGCAAUAAGCUGCUACAAAAGAUGGGUUGGUCCGAGGGCCAAGGUUUGGGUAAAAGCAAUCAAGGGCGUGUGAAUAUCAUAGAGGCGGAGGCUCGCGUGGCCAACGUCGGUCUCGGUAUCAAAGCGAACACCGCAGCACAGUACAGUCGUACCACGGAUGACUACAAGACUUACAUCAAGAAAAUGAUGAAAACUCGCUACGAGCAGGUGGAAGGAACCGACUAACUGUCCAAUUCGUUCCAAAGCCAAAUAGGUGUAACUCUAAAUAUUACGGUUCCAACAUUCGUACACCGUGUGCUGAUUUGUUAGUUAUGCUCUCUAGUGUACGACGGGCGUUCAAAAAGUUCUGACAAUUUUGUAUUUACGCGGGCUACGCGUAUCCGAUUUUCAAAUUUUUUGUGGCGUUAGGUUGUUACACAUGUCAGUGAUUGAUGGUGAAAAGUUCGGCUAUUAUGAGUAAUCGGUCAAUUUUUGACUACUGUUUUGCUUGGACAAUAUUUUUCUCUUCGGCGAUGCCGUCUUUAUCACCUAAAUCGUAUCGUAGUGUCGUCCUUUCAUGCCCUCCUUCAGUUUCCGGAAUAAGAAAAAGUGACAGGGGGCCAGAUCUAGAGAAUACGGUAGCUUUGGCAUCAUAAUUUUUUUUUGGUCAAAAAUUCGAGCAGAAACCACGAUGUGUUAGCAGGAGUGCGACAGCCAAUUUUGGGUUUCGCACAAAUCCGGGCGUUUGUGACGGAUUGCUUCGGGCAAAUUGUGCAUAACUAUCAGGAAAUAUUCGUUAUUGACUGUUCUAUCCUUUGGCAACAACUCAUGAUGCACCACGACCCUGCAAUCGAAGAAAACUGUAAGCUAAACUGUUUACAUUCGACCAAACAUGGCUUUUCAACGUUCACAUCUUCUAGGCCAUCUAAAAAAAGUUUGAACCAUUGAUAAGCGCUGCUUUUGGUCUUAAUAGCAUCACCAUAAGCUACAUCAAUAUUUAAAUUUCGUCCGAGCUUUUAAUUUCGUUUUUUGCACAAAAUUUGAUACAAAUUCUUUGCCAUCAAUUUUUCGGAAUAGACAAAAAUCGCCGAUUGGCCAAGACACGCGCACAGUAAAACAGCUGUAAAAAACUUUCACCAUAAGUUCACCACCGAAAAUUUCACCAUAAGUGAGUGACAUAAGUAGCAACCUAACGCCGAAAAAAAUUUGAAAAUCGAACAUACGUAGCCCGAGUAAAUACAAAAUUGUCAGAACUUUUUGAACGCACCUCGUAUGUUCUCGGAAACUGCUUUCCCUUUCGAGCACCAUAUUGGAUUGUGCUGUAGAACAAUGGUCACAACGACUUCGGCUUCUUGCCUCAAAAUGGUGUGUUACGCGUAACGCCGAAUGGGCUAAUAAAUGCUUUGGCAUACAGUUCAGUUGUACAGUAGGGCAUAGGUUCUAUUACACAGACAGCGAGUGGUGCCGAGCAUAGUAUUCUUUUUACUGGC